Molecule: messenger RNA, 2262 nt
Organism: Prunus dulcis (almond)
Lineage: Eukaryota; Viridiplantae; Streptophyta; Magnoliopsida; Rosales; Rosaceae
Product: L-type lectin-domain containing receptor kinase S.6
Exons: 1
Coding region: 1-2100 (699 amino acids)
Biological process (GO): protein phosphorylation
Cellular component (GO): plasma membrane
Molecular function (GO): protein kinase activity; carbohydrate binding; ATP binding
Source: RefSeq, a predicted model, not a curated record
AUGCAUUCAUCUCAUCCUUUUCUCAUCUGGGUCCUUUUCGUUCUCUUCGUUAACCACAUAUGCCCUUCAAUUUCUGUCCCAUUCUCGCCUGCAACAAACAAUGUCACGCUCUCAGGUGACGCUUACAUCAACAACAAUGCCAUUAGCCUCACUCACUCACUCACCACCUGCCCCUCUUCUUCUUCUUCUUCUUCUACUACUUCUGGGAUUGGAAGAGCCUUUUAUGCCUACCCAAUUCGGUUUCUUGAUUCUAAAACCAAUGCCACUGCUUCUUUCUUGUGCCGCUUCUCUUUCUCAAUCACACAAAGUUCCCAAUUGUGUUCUUGUGGAGAUGGCAUUGCCUUUGUUAUCACCCCUGAUGUGGAUUCUCUCAGUUCCUCUAGAGGGUACAUGGGCCUUCCAGAGCCAACGUCAGCUUCAAAAGAAUCAUUCUUUGCUGUGGAAUUUGAUACCAGAUUUGACCCUAUGGUUGGUGACAUCAAUGGGAACCAUAUUGGCAUUGAUGUAAACACAGUUGUUUCUGUAGCUUCUGUUGACGUUGUUUCAAAAGGAAUUGAUUUGAUAAGUGGGAGAGAGAUUACUGCUUGGAUUGAGUACAGAGAUGCAAUCAAGAUGAUCCGGGUUUGGGUCGGGUAUUCGUCAACGAGGCCUCCAACUCCUCUCCUUGUUGCUCAGAUUGAUCUCUCCAAGCAAUUCAAGGAGUUCAUGCGUGUUGGGUUUUCUGCUUCUAAUGGGCAGGGCUCUUCAAUUCACGUUGUUGACAGGUGGAAAUUCAAGACUUUUGGGUCUCUUCCACCUGGGAUUCCUAUGAAUGCUGUUGAAGAAGGGGACUGUUUCAUGUGCUCUUCACCAGAAGAUUCAAGUAUCAACAGCGGCCUUGUUGAUCUUUCUCAUGAAAGAAAAACAAAGAUGGUGGAGAUGGCUCUUGGGUUGGGAGGUUUAGCUGCAUUUCUCUUCUCUAUAUUUGCAUUUCUUUUUGUUAUUUGUUUUAUGUGUGUGAAGAGGAGAAAGGUCAUUGCCAGAAGGAGCAGAGAAGGCCAAACUUGUAGAGUUGAGGCAAAAAGAGUUCCAACAAGUUUGUCACUUGCAGAGAUAAGAUCAGCUACAAGGGGAUUUAACCGAAACAGAGUUGUUGGGGAAGGGGCAUCAGCUAAGGUUUAUAAAGGGUCUCUGCCAUCUGGUGGAGAAGUGGCAGUCAAGAGGUUUGAGAGGGCUGAUAAGAUUGGUUAUCUGCGGAGUCCUUUUACUACUGAGUUUGCAACUAUGGUGGGUUGUUUGCGACACAAGAAUCUGGUUCAGCUUCAUGGAUGGUGCUGUGAGGGUAAUGAGUUAGUCCUGGUAUAUGAGCUCAUGCCAAAUGGAAGCCUUAACAAAAUUCUCCACAAAAGCUUCAAUUCCUCUGUUGUUCUAUCCUGGAAGCAAAGACUUAAUAUAGUUCUUGGAGUUGCUUCUGCUCUUGCAUACCUUCACGAGGAGUGUGAGAGGCAAAUAAUACAUAGAGAUGUUAAGACUUGCAACAUAAUGCUUGAUGCAGAUUUUAAUGCUAAACUUGGGGAUUUUGGUCUAGCAGAAGUGUACGAACAUAGUUCCAUUGCAAGAGACGCAACUAUACCAGCUGGGACAAUGGGAUAUCUUGCUCCUGAAUAUGUUUAUUCAGGUGUUCCAACUGUUAAAACUGAUGUUUAUAGCUUUGGUGUGGUGGUGUUAGAGGUGGCAACAGGGAGAAAGCCGGUGGAGGAUGAUGGAACAGUGGUUGUUGAUUGGGUUUGGGGCAUGUGGGAAAAUGGGAAACUGAUUGAAGCUGCUGAUCGGAGAUUGAUGGGGAAGUUCAAUAUGGUAGAGAUGGAAAGAACGCUGAUGACUGGACUUGCUUGUGUGCACCCAAACCAUGUGAGGAGGCCAACAAUGAAGGAAGCAGCGAGGAUUCUUAAAGGUGAAGCGCCACUUCCUGUGUUGCCAGCAAGCAAACCAAGAGUGAACCUUUUGCCUGUUUUUCCUGAUGAUUCUGAAGAAAUCCCAAAUUUUUGUGGUCUUCGGCCCAGUCUUGAACUCGAGGAUGUACAAUAUUUGACCCCCAAGAGCCACUUUGGCAAGGAUUAGUAGCUCAUAAUAGAUUGAGUAACCUCAGAUUUGAGAGAGAAUUUCAGUGCAGUUUGUAACAGACUAGCUAGGACCGUCUUGUUGAUUGGGGGCCUGAAAAUCCUUUAGUUGCAGUAGUUUGUAGAUUUUGUAGUCAUAAUUUGUCCUAACAUAGUUCUUAGG